Suillus paluster is the source of this 1562-nucleotide messenger RNA. Its product is annotated as glycoside hydrolase family 79 protein. The coding region runs from base 9 to 1553 and encodes 514 amino acids. NCBI's taxonomy places the organism in Eukaryota, Fungi, Basidiomycota, Agaricomycetes, Boletales, Suillaceae. The record is from RefSeq and is a predicted model, not a curated record. The transcript has 9 exons.
ACCUCCUCAUGCUCGUCGCUCCCAUGGUCUCGGCGAUCGAGCUUACAAUCCCGCUCGUUGCGCCCUCGGGUGCAGCAUCAGUUAAGGGCAACCUCGUUUCACUUUCAAUCGAGCAAGAUAGAUGGGUCGAUUGGGCAGGGACGACAGAACCGAACACGUUUUUCAACAACGUCCUUGAUAACUUGGUCCAAAUCACCAACACUCCUCCGUUUGUGAGAAUAGGUGCUGACUCAGAGGACCACACUGACUUCAGCUAUGAUAUCGAAUACGAAGAAGAUAUUUUCCCUGCUUCGACCGCCAUCACGCCAUAUCCAGAAGCCACUAAUAUCACUGUUGGGCAAGGCUUCUAUGACAUCAUCUCUCAUCUCCCACAGGGGACGCAGGUUCACUGGGGCGUCAACCUGAGGGAGUACAAUCUUACGGCAGCCAACCUCGAAACUGUUGCGCUUAUGAACGCAUUUUCCUCCCCUGCUGUAGUAGAGAAAGGCAUCACGCUGAAGUUCAUCGAGGUCGGUAACGAGGCUGAUCUCUACUACGACAAUGGUGGUCGUAACAGCAGCUGGAAUGUACAAGAAUAUGUCUCUGAGUGGGAGAAAUUUGCGUAUAACGUGUCGAUGACAGCCAACCUCUCCAACACAUCAUAUACAAAAUUGAUCGGCGCUGCAUUCGCUGGAUCUUCUCACAACAACCUUAGUGGCUUCUCUCCUCAAGCUAUAUUCAACCUUGGCAUCCUUGAAUCCCCUGCAGGCGAGCUAAUCGAGACCAUUUCGCAACACCAGUACAGUGGCUCGUUCUGUACUGGCGGCGGAGCCGUGCUGCAGGAUUUGAUGACCAAGAGCUAUAUCCGCGGUAAUCUCUCCGUGUUCAACCCCGAUAUUGAGGCAACCUUUGCCAAUGGUCUAAACUAUAUCCUCGGGGAGACAAAUAGUAUGAGUUGCCACGGUGCACCUGAUGUCAGCAAUACAGCUGGCGCUGCCCUCUGGUUACUCGACUACUCUUUGUAUGCCACACAAAUUGGUAUCAGUCGCAUACACUUCCACGAGGGCAUUGGCUACAAGUACAAUUUGAUCCAGCCCGUGACGCUUAACUACUCAAUCCUCGAUGGCUCUCCCAUUGCACCACUGGCACCACACAUACAACCACCGUACUACGCCGCUAUCAUCGCCGCAGAGGCUAUCGGGACAUCUGGAACUACGCAAGCAGUCGAAAUUGUCAUCGACGAGAAUGAUGUGUCAGGCUAUGCAUUUUACGAAAACGGUGUCCUCUCGAAGGCCGUGCUCAUAAACACGAUCGCAUACUUUGUUGGCGCUGGUGAGAGGAACUCGACUCACAUCGAUUUUUCUUUCACUGGUUCCGGAAAUACUGCAAAGGAGAUGAGUGUGAAGACGCUGAAAAUUGGGUAUGCAACAGAUACCACUAAUCUGACCUGGGGAGGUCAGACAUAUGAGACUAGCGAUGGUAGAGUUAGCGGGCACCUGACUGUCGACAUAUUACCUGUCAGCUCUGGAGUGGACUUGCAAGAGACGGAAGCGAUCCUCGUCACGUUUCUUUGACGUGGAUGG